Messenger RNA from Aspergillus thermomutatus, 753 nucleotides. RefSeq lists its product as uncharacterized. The transcript has a single exon. Gene Ontology annotation, molecular function: oxidoreductase activity. NCBI's taxonomy places the organism in Eukaryota, Fungi, Ascomycota, Eurotiomycetes, Eurotiales, Aspergillaceae. The record is from RefSeq and is a predicted model, not a curated record. The coding region runs from base 1 to 753 and encodes 250 amino acids.
AUGUCCGGCCGUCUCACAGGCAAAGUCGCCAUUGUCACCGGCGCAUCCCGCGGCAUCGGCCGUGCCACAGCCUUCGCCCUUGCCAGCGAAGGCGCCAGCGUCGUGGUCAACUACAUCUCCUCCAAGGCAGCCGCCGAAGAAGUCGUCAACUCCAUCGGUGCCGACCGCGCCCUCGCCGUCCAAGCCGACGUCUCCAAAGUCUCCGACAUCCACUCCCUCAUUCAACAGACCCUCCACCGAUUCAACAAGGUCGACAUCCUCGCCCUCAACGCCGGACUCUUCUGGCAAAAUGGCGCCCUGGAAGCCAUCACCGAGGACUCCUUCGACCGUCUCUUCGCGGCAAAUGUCCGUGGUCCGCUGUUCACGGUCCAAGAGGCGGCGCGUCAUAUCCCCGACGGCGGCCGGGUUGUCUUUUUCUCGUCGUCCUUGACAGGGUUUAGUAUGGUGACUCCUAAUUACCUCCUUUAUGUUGCCAGUAAGGGGGCUGUGGAGCAGAUGUCGCGGGUGUUGGCCAAGGAUCUUGGACGGCGGGGGAUCACUGUCAAUACGAUCUCGCCGGGGCCAAUCGGCACGGAUGCGUACUUUGUGGGCAAGACAGAGGAGGCCGUGAAGAUGCAGAGUGGGUUGGCCCCAGCAGGACGUUUGGGAAAGCCGGAGGAGGUGGCUCGCGUGGUGGUGUUUUUGGCGAGUGAGGAGGGUCAGUGGAUUAAUGGGCAGAAUGUGAGGGUCAAUGGUGGUAUGACGAUUGGAUAG